ACAACAGAGAAAGCGACAGCCGACAAAACGUAGAAAACCAACACUUGUUGCUUUAUCGUCUGCUUAUCAUUGCCACGUGCCACCAUUCCACGCGUGACCAUUGUCGUUGGCAACGACACGUAUCGACAUUGUUUAUUUAUUGAUCGUUUCAAGUCAAAACUCACCAUUCUAUCGAAGUGUAUCGGUAUUUGGCGACUAAAACUAUUUAGAACAUACUUUUACAUUUCACCCACGAAAUGACUUACCGUAGCCAUAUUGUGGGACCAUCGCGAGCGUUCGAUCAUAUCUACGACCCAUUGUUCGUGGCAUCCGAUCGGAAGGAUGUCUGCCGGGCAAAUAAGACCGCCCUGUGUCGUUCGGCUCCGAUUGGAAUUUUCCCAGUGUACCAAACCAUGUUCAGCGAGCUGCCCCGGAUGACCCGCAAUCAUUACGUAAUGCAUCGUAAUCCAUUGCCUUAUUACCCGGAAGUGCAGGUGAACACCGAAGUCAAGGGUUGUUUUGUUCCGGAUGUUUCAAGGAUUCUCGGAACAGAGAGAUCCAAGUUCUUCUGCCAUCCAACGGCAGGGGAAACGGGCACGUUGCUAAAGCUGAGUGAAAGUCCGGAAGAGUUUUGCCAUUGUGAUCAAUCGAUUGAGCCUCGAGUGAAGGAUGCCUCCUCGCAGACCAUGUACAGGGAAUCGUCGGCGCAAACGCAACCCUGGAUGCCCACUGCUGUCCUUAAGGACUCGGACAUAGGAACGGCUGAAAUCGUUUAUGUGGCGGAAAUGUUGCAACAUACUCGAUACCCUGGAAUUAAUGAGGUGGAAAUCAUCGAGCGCGCCAGAAAGAAGCGUAACUGGGAAUACUCGAUGGGUAGUUGUGAUUCGGCGGAUGAGUGGGCUCAGCAGAAGCUUGUCCUGCAGAUAUUCGAGUGGGAGGAAUGGGUGGCUAGGGAGCGUCAAAUAGAUCGCUACCAAAUGCUGAGAUUGCAACUGGUGGCAAAGAUUAUGAACAAACGUGAGAGGGACACGAAGCAAGCAACCGAGAGCAAGAUGGAAAACACCAAGAACAGAAUAAAUGAGCAGCGAAAUAAAGCAAUGGAAAAACUUAAAAUUAAUUAUGAGCGGAAUAUGCGUAAGCUGGAGAAGAAACGCAAAGAUUCGAAAGCGAAUAAGUUCCGCUCGUCCCACGUGUCGAAACCGGAAGACAGUACAGUGGGUCUGGCUCAAAAGAAGGGUGUGUGCAAAAAAUCAUACAAUUAUGAUCCUAACCUGAUUGAAGUGGGGUUGACAAAAUUAGAGAAGAAAAUAACCGUUACGCACAAAUUGAAGGAUGUCAACAACCAACGUCCAGAAUUGUGGAAGCCCAAGGAAGUAUGCCGGGAAUUUCAGAAAGGGUUUUGGUCUGAUCAUUUCUUACGGAAACUUUAUGAUUCUCUCAAGCACUUUCGUCACAAGAAGGAUACAAAACCGGAGAUGCCGAAGUGUCUUAUUGUGGUUUCAUCUCCCACGGAAAGCCUGAUUGAGUCUCCUCCUCGAGUCAGUGAGGAACGCGAGGACGACAUUCUAUAUCAGCAAGCAAUUCUUCUGCAAAAGUUGAUCAAAGGGCGUGCCACUCAGGAAAUGAUACAUAAAGAUUACGCUGCCGACCGUGAUCUAGUUGAAGAUCUUAUUUCCACUCAUCGUCUACCGGUUGUUGAAGGAUUCUUCCCCAUUGACCCGAUUAAAACGGGAAGUGUUCGGGAAAAGUACUUGCACAUUCUGCGCAACGAACAACUGCUGGAUGAAUUUGUAGAAAACUGUACCCAUGCUCAGAUGACCUCACUGAUGACUACUCUCGAGCGUGAGCUUUCCAGGCUCCAGAACGAAAGAAAUACCCAUGCGUUCUACCUAUUAACCGAACAGGAGCGAUACUUCCGUGAAGCUCGAGAAACUCGACACAUCUCGGAGAUGAAAUAUCAGGAUAAUGAAGAGCUCUCAAUCUACUUGGAAAAUGCUCUUCUGGAGAAAGUUGAAGGAGAUAGCUUGGACGACACACGAGGCAAAAUUCAGGACCUGGUAAAGAAAUUUGAUACCGAAGCUGAUAAGCGCAUUAGUUCCAUCGAAGAUCCUUCUCAGAACCCAGGAACAAUCGCUUCCUGUUUGAUGGACGAACUAUUGAUGCCCGACAUCUACCGACGAGUCGCAAGGGAAAAUAUAAAAAUGAAGCAGAAACCGCUACUCGCAGAAGCGCACGAUGCGAUAUUCCAGAAGGUCGAGCUCAAACCAUUGGAUUCGGUACCGGAGGAUGUGAUGGAAUCGCUGAGAAAGGAAACGGCCGGAGAUCAGCUCGAUGAGGGUCAAGUAGUCGACGAUCAGGCACCUGACUUGGACACGAGGAGCGAGGGUCAAAUAAUUAUCGGAGAUAUUCUGAGUAAUAUGAUUGACAGUGCCAUGUCGGAAAACGAAGUAGAGGACAUACCGGAAGACGAUGGAACAAACUUUUUCGGAUUGGUCACGGGGGCGGGUGAAGAAGGGGAAGGCGAAGGCGAAGAGGAAGCCGAGAAAAUGACGAGCAAAAUGAUUGAAGACAUCAUUACGCAAGUUUGUGGGUUGUCCGAAGAUUGAGCGUUUGAAGCAUAAAUAGAUGGAAGUUGAAAAAGGUAGUGAGUGACGUAUUUUAUGGUUGAAUAAUCUUAAAAAAUAAUGAAUUUGUGGCAAUUUUCCAAUAUAAAAUGAAUUCGACUUUAUUUUUAUUUUUCUUGUUUCACUUGCAAGAGCCCAUCAAAUAAGCGAAGUUAUCAGAGCAUGGGUAUUCCGAAAUCAAAAUGAUAUUGUUAAUCUAAAUUAUUUUAGGAAACACUGGAUGCCCUACAUAUUGUCUCUCUAUCUAACAAUUGAAAUCAAAAUUUUGAAGAAGGUAAUCUUCAGCUUUAGUGAAUCAAUGAAGCUGAAAUGAAUCACUCUUCCCGGUACUUUUCAUGGUCUAAUUCAGAAGUUGUAAUAGAUCUUUACUGCCCAUAUUCGCAUAACAGUCCCAUGUUUAUAGGAAAUCCCAUAGAACAUGGGACUGUUUUGCAAAUAUGGGCAGUUUAGGAGCUAUAAUUAAAACGAACAAUAAAUAGGAAAUUCACUCACAUCAUUUGGGUUAUAUUGCUGUGUGCGUUUGAAA
Aedes aegypti (yellow fever mosquito) is the source of this 3129-nucleotide messenger RNA. Its product is annotated as cilia- and flagella-associated protein 91. The coding region runs from base 237 to 2585 and encodes 782 amino acids. Lineage: Eukaryota; Metazoa; Arthropoda; Insecta; Diptera; Culicidae. The transcript is spliced from 3 exons. The record is from RefSeq and is a predicted model, not a curated record.